AUGAUCAGACAGAGGAAGCUAAGUGACUUUCUUCUGGAGGUGACCAAGUAAGUCGUUUGCUGUCUCGACGUUGCAUUAUUCCAUCUCUCUCUCUCUAGGGUUCGUGUUGCAUUAUUCCAUCUCUCUUUCUAGGGCUCGUGUUGCAUUAUUCCAUCUCUCUUUCUAGGGAUCAUGUCUUCCAUCCACUUAAGAGUUGAGUAGCCAGUGGCCGUUCGUUGUCAACCACCUUCAAACUUUUUUUUAAAAAGUAUUCCCUACAUAAUUAUUUAUUUUUUUUGCAUCAAAGAAACCAAUCAAUUUAUAGUUUUUAUCUCCUGACUAUUUGCAUUAGGACCCCACAUGCCUUUUUUUCUUUCUUUUUUUUUUUGGCAGACGCCUGCUUUCUCAAUAUGAUAUAUCUCUCCCAUUACACACUCGUUAUUCUCUAUUCCUUAAUGUAACCAAGGAACCCACACACGACUGUGGGCAUAAGAGGAUGUUCUAUCAUGACUUGAAACUUUGUUGUAUGAGUCCUUAAUUUCGAAUAUAUUUUCAAUAAGGAAAAAAAAAAUUGUUUGGGGUAGGGGUUGGGGGGGGGAGGGGGAUUGUUGCUGGUGUAUCCUGUCUUGAUACAUACCCCCUCCACCCCAAAAUCCCCCCCCCCGCCACACAACCCACCACACAUAUUAUUUUUUUUUUUUUUUUUAAUUUAUUAAAUUUUUUUGCUACUGCAAGUGAAUGGUAGCCUGACACCAAAACAGUAUUAGGGAUCACUUUUAUAAAGAUAAAUAUAGCUUUUUAAUUUUUUUUUAAAAAUUGCAUCAACACUAUCAGUUGUUGGAAAAAAAAGAGACUUUUUUCAAUGUUAUCAACAAUAAAUGUCUUGUGUGCAUGCAGGAUGGGUCUGGGGGGGGACUAGCGGCCUUAAUCUUGUGUCCCUAUACACACGUCGUUAAUUCCCCAUAAGCUGCAACUGAUAAGUUUUGUGCAGACCCCCCCCCCUCUCCCCCACAAACCAGACAUAGCAACAUCGACGUCUUCAAUGCACCUAUCACAAUCCGUCGUGUUUUGCUUGCAUUAAACAUUGUUUGUUUUUUCUAAGCACCGCGGAAGUCAUCAAAACGACAAGCAUUUAGAGGCGUCGCAAGGUUUGACAUGCUACCAACCCCCACCCUAUUCAAAAUGUUACAUUUCACCAACUUUGUUUGUUUUUUGUUGUUGUUGUUUUUUUUGUUAAUUCUAUCCCCUUAUUUCCAGGACUGUUUUUUGGCAGCAUCGCCUUUAACUCCAUCUUAAUCAUCUUAUCAUCUUCUACAGGUCUGUGUUUCAGGACAUCGUCAGUAUGGAUGUUGUCAUCAUGAAGAUCAUGGUAGGUGAUGUGGCGUAAAGUGCUUCUUGAUGUCAUUGGGGGGGGGGGGGUUAUGGCUAUUGGGAAAAAGGGGGGGGGGGAAAACAAGGGGGGGGGGGGGAUAUCGCUAAUUGGAAAUAAGGAGGCGGGGAAAACUAAGGGGGGGAGAGGAAAGGGAAGGGGGGCAAAGUUAGCGUUUAAAACUCUGGGGAAAAUGUGUAUUCUUUAUUCAUGAUUUGUGUGGUGUGAUUAAAAUGUCAUUUUUAGCUCCCCUGUUUCUUAGCUCCCGUGGUACUCGAACAUCGUUAGAGAAGAAAUGUGAGCUUAACCGUCGAACAGAUUUAAAUCGGGAAAUAAUUAGGCCUUUCCUGUACGAGUUCGAAUAUUGUCUAGAAAAGAUCGUUUUUUUUGUUGUUGUUGUUGUUUUGGUUGUUGUUUUUUUUUUCUUUGUUUUUUUUGUGGGUUUUUUGGGGGGGGUGGGGGGUGGGGCUGUAAAAUAAUCCACGAGUCUUCCUUCUUCAGAGGUAGAUGAAUAUCCAUGAAUUUCAUUUACAAUAGAGAUGAGUUUCAGCAAAGUUCAUCCUAUUUGGCCCUGGGCCUUGUUCCCCUUGCCAUCCUCUGUUGUGGCGUUUCACCGACUGUUUCACCGAGUGUUUUUCUAAAACAUUCCUGUGAAUUAUUUAUUAGCCCUUAUAAGAACAUUUGACCAAAAAAAGCCUUGAAAUCCAGGUCACUACAGGUACUGUUUAUGCGUGCCGUAUGGUGAGUUAGCCAUCGUGCAAGCUGUAGAGCAAUGUGCCAGAGUAAUGUGCCGAAGUAACGUGCCGGAGUAACGUGGCAGAGUAAUGUCGGGUAGUUCACUGUAGUUCCCUACCGUUUGCUCAAAGUCUUUGCAAAGAUAUCACUAGCGCCCCAUUCCCAAGUUGCCGUUCACUAUUUUUUUCUGUGCAAUUCGUGUCUCAUUGUGCUCACCUGCAAUCUGGCUUUUAACAAAAAUGCAAGCUCCUUAUGUGUCUUCAUUUACCUGCUGUGUCUUUGCACGGUUUUGAUGUUGUGGUUAAACCCGGCUUUUGUUGUUGUAUUUUUGCAGGUGGCUCGGAUGUGGUAGUUGGGGGGGGGUGGGGUUGGGUUGUGGGGGGGGGGGGGAAUAAGGUGUUGUUUAUGUGGACUGUUUGUAAAAUUCGUUUCGAGUGAACUUUUGCAACCCAAAUGCGCAUUAUUUGUAUUGGAUGUUUUGGGGCUUUCUAUUGAACCCCAUGAAGCACCCUAUUAAUCGUGCUUGUCAUUAAUUUCAACAAACUCGCUAUUAAAUAAGCACUCCGGGUGGAUAGGACUCGGUAGCCUGGGACGGCAACUCAUCCCAGAGAAUACAAACUCUGAAUUCAAACCAGGAGCCAGGAAUGUUCAAUAAACUGAUUGCGGGCCCUCAAAGAUAGAAAAAUGGGAUCUAAUAUAUAUAUAUAUAUAUAUAUAUAUUAAUAUAUAUAUUAAUAUAUAUAUAUACACAUAUAUAUAUACAUAUAUAUAUAUACAUAUAUAUAUAUAUAUAUAUAUAAUUAACACUCGUUAAGCUAGCUCUUGAACGUGAAGUUGUAGUUUAAUAUUAUCUAAAACACGGUAGAACAUAAUCAUAAUAUACUGACCUCUGACCUAUAUCCAUAUUAUCGUGAGUGUUUAGUUUGUUUUUUUUUUUGCUCUAAGAGUUCUUAAAUUUAUAUUUUAUGUUCGUGUGUACACAGCUUGUACACAGCUUGUACUUUAAAGAUCCGAAUUAGUUUGCAGGUUAUUUUUUUUUUUUUUAAACUAAACAUCUGUUCAAAAAUUAAUUGUUGCUCUCACAAAAUAUUUACUUUCUAAUACUAUUUAAAGUUUAAAAACACCAUUCCUAGAAUUGCAUAUGUUUCUUUCUUUCUUAGAAAUAACACUCCAGUAUCUAAUUAAUUUACAAUCUUUUUAUUUUUUUUAAAAAGUAUUGGCAGAAUCAUUAAAUUAACACCCACGCGGUUUUCAUGUCUUUUAAGUAGCACUAGAAACAGGAUGGCAUGAUUAAACGCAAAGACAUCUUAAACAGUUUUCGGCAUCUUGUCCAGUUCAGCGGUUACCGGAAAUUUGAUCGAAAGAAAUUUCGUCGACAGUAAAUUGAUCGACGGAAAUUUGAUCGAACGGAAAUUUGGUCGAAUCUUUUCUUUUUUUUUUUCAUUUCAUUUCCUAUUGAAUGCACUAUACUAUGUAGUAAAACAAAAUAAUGCGUUCAAAAAGCAAUUUAAAGCAAAAUUUUCAAGUAGAAACUGAGGAAAAAAAAAGAAAGAUUAGACCAAAUUUCCGUUCGAUCAAAUUAACGUCGAUAAAUUUACCGUCGACGAAAUUUCUUUCGAUCAAAUUUCCGCAUACGCAGUUCAGCUUCUGGCGAAUACAUUUUAACACAACCUCCAACCUUGGGCAACUUGUAACAUUCAGUUCAUAGGAAGAAAUCAAACGACCAGCGGCCAUCUUAAAAGCUUAAAGUUUAAAGUUUGAAAUGCUUUUAUUUAGGGAUACAGAAUAUUAGCAUCCAACAAAACAUUUUUUAACAAAAAUAAUGAUUAUUUUUUUUUUUAAAGACAGCAUAAUGUCCUAAAAGAGACUCCACGAUCCCCCCUCCAAAGGUAUAUCAAUCAGGAAACACGAUUUAAUGAUAGGAGACUGACUAAAAUGUCUUCAAUACCUAUACCUAUAAUGAAACUAUACAAUGCAAAAAUACUAGUCAUUAUAAUAAUUUGUGCAUGUUAGAUUAUUUUAACUCUUUUUAGUUGUUUUAAUGUGUGUGGAACUUAAUGAUUAGAUUCAUUUGGAACUCAAAGAUUAGGUGCACUUGGAACUCAAAGAUUAGGUGCACUUGGAACUCAAAGAUUAGGUGCACUUGGAACUCAAAGAUUAGGUGCACUUGGAACUCAAAGAUUAGGUGCACUUGGAACUCAACGCCACAAAAUAAUUUCUAGCAACAGAAACGUUUCCAAUCCAUUUUUAUUUUUGUUCGUAUCCGGAAAUUUGAUCGAAAGAAAUUUCGUUGACGGAAAAUUGAUAGACGGAAAUUUGAUCAAACGGAAAUGUGGUCCAAUCCUUUUUUUUUCAGUUUACACAUUAAAAUUUUGCUUCAAAUUUCUUUUUGAACGCAUUAUUUUGUUUUACUAUAUAGUAUAGUGCGUCCAAAAAUAAAUUUGACGAAAAUUUUAAAGUGUGAACUGAAAAAAAAUAUGCGACCAAGUUUCCGAUCGAUCAAAUUUCCGUCGAUCAAUUUUCCGUCGACGAAAUUUCUUUCGAUCAAAUUUCCAGUAACCUUUUUUUUUUUUUUUCUAUUUUAAAUCCUUGAUCCCUGUUCCGAAAUCCCACCUCACCUUACCACUGACCCUCUUCUAUGUGUAGAACUUUGCCCAACGUCUGGUCAACGCGGACAGGGCCUCCCUGUUUUUGGUCGACUAUUACAAGCGUGAGCUCUACGCUCGGAUCUUCGACGUCGGCCACACGGGUAGUAGUACAAAGGACUUGUACGCAGAGACUCGCAAGCCCCACGAAGAGAUCAGGUUAAAUCAUCGCUACGUUUUUCUUUUAAUAUUUGGAAUUUCCAAUUAUUUUGUUUCCCCUCUUUUCUUUCAGCUUUUGGGAUCUUAGCUUUUUUUUUUUUUUGGCUUCAGCUCUAACUUUUUUGUUUUGAAACCAGCAUUUCAUUCUCGCUUUAUUGUAUUGGAUCGAUGCUUUUCUUUGCUUCGCUUUCAUGCAUUAUUUUUUUUUAAUGUUUGGCAUUUCCAAUUAUUUUUUUUCCCCUCUUUUCUUUCGGCUUUUGGGAUCUUAGCUUUUUUUUUUUUUUUGGCUUCAGCUCUAACUUUUUUGUUUUGAAACCAGCAUUCCAUUCUCGCUUUAUUGUAUUGGAGCGAUGCUUCUCUUUGCUUCGCUUGCAUGCAUUUUGCAAACUCCUGCGCCGCGCUUCAUUUCAAUCAUGGCUUGACAUUUGUGGCUACUUUUAUUAUACGUCUAGCUGGCUCCUCUGUGUACACUCCCACCUAACCUCCUCUGUGUACAUGCACUCCCACCCACCUCUUCUGUGUACACCCCAUAUACCUCCUCUGUGUACAUGCACUCCCACCCGCCUCCUCUGUGUACACUCCAACCUAACCUCCUCUGUGUGCACUCCCACCAAUCUCCUCUGUGUACGCUCCCACCUAACCUCUGUGUGCACUCCCACCUAACCUCCUCUGUGUGCACUCCAGCCUAACCUCCUCUGUGUGCACUCCCACCUAACCUCCUCUGUGUACACUCCCACCUACCUCCUCUGUACACACUCCCACCCACCUCCUCUGUGUACACUCCAGCCUAACCUCCUCUGUGUACACUCCCACCUACCUCCUCUGUGUACACUCCCACCUACCUCCUCCGUGUAUUCUCCCCAUUUAACCGUUUAUUUGAUGAAGAACAAUAAGUUACAAUAUAGUUUUAUAUAUCUUAUAUGUCUGUAUUUCGCCAGCUGUUAUACGUUCGUGCACACGCCCUGGAAUCAUGUCCUUUGUUGUUCUCAUUACGUUCAAUGUUUCCACUUUGUUAUGAGUUCACAUUUGUAGCCAAUGAACACGUUCUUAACACGUGCAAUCUGAAGUUGGCUUACCUUGGGGCUUUUUUUGAAAGACUCUUAGAGAUUAUCGAGUGUUGUUGUUUUGUUCCCCCCCCCCCCCCCAAGAAAAAAAAAAAAAACACCACCAAAAACAAACAAACCAGCUGAUGACUGAGUAUGAGGAAUAUAGCGGCUUUAAACAGAUGAGUGUUGCAAUUUUUUGUUAGUGACCCCCUUAAUGAUUGCCUGGCAUUGGAUGGUACCUGGAGAUGUAUCUAUAUCCCUGCUUUGUUUUUCUUUUCGGAAAUCUAUUGAAUUGGUGGGGGGGGGGGAGUUGUAUGAUGCUUAUUUCCGUACCUACGUGUUGUGGACCCCCAUCCCCACCCCCGUCAUUGAGUUGUUUCCCUUACCAAUGCUUUGUUGCCGCUGCUAAUGAGUUGUUUACUUUGCUGUUGUGUUGUUUCUCGGGUGAAAUUGUUUGUUUCCCCUGCGCUGCUCGGAUCUCUCUAAUCUAUUUUGAACAAGGGAACAAUUUUGAACCGCGUUUUCUGCAUUAAGCGAGUACUCAUCUAACUGCAUUAAGCGAGUACUAAGCUUUCUGCAUUAAGCGAGUACUCAGCUAUCUGCAUUAAGCGAGUACUCCAUCAUCUGCAUUACGCAGGUACUCAGCUAUCCGCAUUAUGCAGGUACUCAGCUAACUGCAUCAAGCGAGUACUCAGCUAUCUGCAUUAUGCAGGUACUCAGCUCUCUGCAUUAGGCAGGUACUCAACUGUCUGCAUUAUGCAGGUACUCAGCUAUCUGCAUUAUACAGGUACUCAACUGUCUGCAUUAUACAGGUACUCAGCUAUCUGCUUUAUACAGGUACUCAGCUAUCCGCAUUAUGCAGGUACUCAGCUAUCUGCAUUAUGCAGGUACUCAGCUCUCUGCAUUAUGCAGGUACUCAACUGUCUGCAUUAUACAGGUACUCAGCUAUCUCCAUUAUGCAGGUACUCAGCUCUCUGCAUUAUGCAGGUACUCAACUGUCUGCAUUAUGCAGGUACUCAGCUAUCUGCAUUAUACAGGUACUCAACUGUCUGCAUUAUACAGGUACUCAGCUAUCUGCUUUAUACAGGUACUCAACUGUCUCCAUUAUACAGGUACUCAGCUAUCUGCAUUAUACAGGUAUUCAACUGUCUGCAUUAUACAGGUACUCGGCUACGUGGUUGAUCUUAGCGUUUCCUUUCUUUAAAAAACAACACACACACACAAAAAAUAACAAAAAAAAACCAACUAACUACAAACGAACAAUAUAAUUUUUUAUGGAACUGCAAACAUCUUGUUAUCGCUUAGCUUUGCUUUAAUCCAUGUAUACUGUUCUCUGUUUAUUUCCAUGAUUUUGUGUUUGAAAAACAAUUGUAUCAAGCGUCAAGAAUAUCCUACGUAUCAAAUGUAUCGCCUCGUCUUGAGGCUACAGUGUGCUUUUCUCUGUCCAAGUCAGGUACACACUUACGUCAUCGCCCAUGUGUCCGUUUUAAAAUAACCAACUUUUUAAAAAAAAUGAUUAAAAUUGGAUAAUGGCACUUCAGUGGCGUAGCUAGGGGAGGGGGAGGGGGAUCCAAAAUCGAAAGUCCCCCCGGGCCCCUACUUCAGGGGGGGGGGGCCCAAAGGAGUUUCCGAAUUUUUUUUUACAUUAAAUAAUGUCGAAUGUCAAAAUGCAGGGGCCCCCAAAGAGGCAAAGGCCCCCGGGCCCCCAAAUCCCUAGCUACGCCACUGUGGUACUUGGUUUAUUUUUAGACAUUUCGCGCACAUCUCAAUCACGGACGGCCAUUCACACAAGAAGAGCUGUUCCUUAGCUUCAUUUUUGUUAUGGGUUCAUGUUGAUAGUCUUGUCAAGCAAAUCAAGCUUAUAGUCGACAUUUUCUUAGGUGCGCAUAGUUAUAAAAUGUCGCAUUCACCCCCCCCCCUUUUUUUUUCUCUCCAUUUUUAAAGAACAGAUGCUCGGGAAACAUAUAGACCCCCCCCCCAAUGCCGACACAAACUAAAGACGCAUGCCUUCUUCACACCCCCAACCCCUUAGGCGAAACUUAAAACCCACAAGAGUUCUAAACUUUAAGGAAGCCACACUCACCUUGUUGGCGUCGCCAUUUUUUUGUUUGUUUACACAUUGGGUUGUAAAAUCAAGAGUAAUUAACACAGGUGCGCGAUUGUCCUACGUUACUUAGCCAGUGCGCUGGAUGAGAUCUGGAAGACACACCUUGUCGGCUACAAGGGAGUCAGAAAGUUUUUUUUUUUUUUUUUUGUAAUCAUUUUAACUAGACGUGAUCACGUGGUGCGAACAAAGUCACCGAACGGGACGAGUUUACGCAUCUCCGGCUUUCGAUCCGAUUGUGAACGCGGAGGAUACAAUUUUUAUCCCCCCCCCCCUCCUCCCCCACUCCCCGGAUCCAUGCUUCUCAAAUCCGUUGAUCGAGGUAUUCCUCCUAAGCGGUCAUGUCUGCACAAUGAAAUAUUAUCAUGGAAAUAUGUCCUAGAACGGUGUCAUGCGAAAAGGUGUCGAGGAAAGGUGUCAUUAAAUCAAAGGUGUUAUGUCUCCCUCCCCCGACUAGUGUUUAAUGACACGAUUCUCAGAAUAAUUGUUUAUGCUGAAUGCCCAAUUGUCUACCCUGAAUGCCCGAUUGUCUACCCUGAAUGCCUGAUUGUCUGCCCUGAAUGCCCGAUUGUCUACCCUGAAUGCCUGAUUGUCUACCCUGAAUGCCCGAUUGUCUACCCUGAAUUCCUGAUUGUCUACCCUGAAUGCCUGAUUGUCUGCCCUGAAUUCCUGAUUGUCUACCCUGAAUGCCUGAUUGUCUACCCUGAAUGCCUGAUUGUCUACCCUGAAUUCCUGAUUGUCUACUCUGAAUGCCUGAUUGUCUACUCUGAAUGCCCGAUUGUCUACCCUGAAUUCCUGAUUGUCUACUCUGAAUGCCUGAUUGUCUGCCCUGAAUUCCUGAUUGUCUACUUUGAAUGCCUGAUUGUCUACCCUGAAUGCCCGAUUGUCUACCCUGAAUGUCUGAUUGUCUGCUCUGAAUGCCUGAUUGUCUACCCUGAAUGCCCGAUUGUCUACCCUGAAUUCCUGAUUGUCCACCCUGAAUUCCUGAUUGUCUACUCUGAUACAGGUGUGUAGAUCAAACGCUCUUUGGAAACUUUAGACUUUUGUUAUAUGAAGGUGACCUCGUUUGAAAAAAAAGAGGGGGGGGGGGCUAUUGACUGCCAAAAUACUACGCUGACUUCCCAAUUUCUUUGAUAUAGUCGAUAUAAUUGGGGGGGGGGGCUUGAUUCGGGCCAAGGGUUAAAAUAACGUGUUUCUUUUCAAUAAUUUCAAGCCAAUAUAAAAUAGCUGACAAUAUCAUUCCGCAAUUAUAGUGUCCAAAGGGGCUAUUGACUGCCAAAAUACUACGCUGACUUCCCAAUUUCUUUGAUAUAGUCGAUAUAAUUGGGGGGGGGGCUUGAUUCGGGACAAGGGUUAAAAUAACGUGUUGCUUUUCAAUAAGUUCAAGCCAAUAUAAAUUAGCUGACAAUAUCAUUCCGCAAUUAUAGUGUCCAAUGAUUUACUUUUGGUAAGGAGUUUGCUGAUCGAACACGUCUACCACGUCAUCAUGAUAAGAAUUUCUUGAAUGAAUUUUGUUUUCCUUUUUAAAGAACAGAUGCUCUUGGGAACAUGGACACCCCCCCCCCAGACACCAACUUAAGACGCACGCCUCCCUCACACUACCGACCCCUUAGGCCAAAAUUAAAGACUAUUAAAAAGCAAUAAUUUAUUGCAAGUGCAAGUCUUAUUUUGAACCCACCCAUUAUUUACACCUGCAUGCCUACAUAAAAAUAUAUAUUGCUCUUCACCAUUAAUCUUUUCAUAUUUGCUGCCAGAGAAAAGAUGUCUGUUUUUAUUUUGUCAUAGCAUCAUCUAUACAGCGGUGAGCUUUUGCGUCGACCGAUUUAGACACAGUGCAUCUAUUUCAAUUGGUCUACUUUUUUGUCUGUAUUUCCUAGCCUUUUAAAAAUAAAAAAAUUAAUAUUUUUUUUUUUAAAUAAAUAAUGUCCUGCAGUAAAAAAAAAAAAAAAAACAAAACGUUGGGGCGUCUGAAUGGAACUGACAGGGACGAGAUCUUGGUUCAGUAAUGUCAACGGAUUUUUAAGCCCUCAAAACAACCCCCCUUGUGUCUUUGCUGUGUAGAGCUUCGCCAAGGCCCUCGUGCACGCGGACCGCACAUCCCUGUUUCUGCUGGACACCCGGUCCAACGAACUCUACGCCCGGAUAUUCGACGACGGUUACUCCCUGGACGAGUUC
Lymnaea stagnalis (great pond snail) is the source of this 10212-nucleotide messenger RNA. The record is from the annotation of a GenBank genome assembly. Lineage: Eukaryota; Metazoa; Mollusca; Gastropoda; Lymnaeidae.